AUGAAAAGUCUUUUAAUAUCAAUCAUUAUUACACUGAAUUGUAUCAUUGUCAGUGUCAGUUGUUUCAAUCAUUAUCCAGCACCCGAUCAAUAUCAUAAACAUCGAUCAACAAAUCUCGAUUUACUCUAUGCUACGAUAACCGAUUUGAAAGAAGCAUUGAACGACUUGCAAAUCACGCCAGCGCAACUUGUUCACCAGUACCUACGAAGAAUUCAAGAAGUCAAUCGAGAAGGACCAGAACUCAAUGCCGUUAUUGAGACAAAUCCCGAUGCAGAGAAGAUAGCUCACAAAUUACAAUAUGGGAAAGGAGCUCUCAACGGCAUUCCGAUUCUGGUGAAAGAUAUUAUCGAUACCGCGGAUCGACUCAGUACUACAGCCGGGUCCUAUGCUCUUCUGGGCUCCAAAGUCCCUCGUGAUGCAUUUGUCAUUCGUCAACUACGAAAAGCUGGUGCAAUCAUUCUCGGUAAGACAAGUCUAUCUGAAUGGAGUGGCUUUCGUGUGUUUAAUAUAAGCCGUCAGGGAGUGAGUGCACGUGGAGGAGUCUCGAAAUCAGCCUAUGUUACAAAUGGUGAUCCUCUCGGGUCCAGUUCUGGUUCAGCUAUUGCAGUCAGCGUUGGUUUGUGUGCGGCAGCAUUAGGCGAAGAAACCGACGGAAGUAUUAUUGGUCCUGCUAGUCGAAACGGAAUUGUUGGAAUGAAACCAACGGUUGGAUUGACUUCGAGAUCAGGUGUGAUUCCGAUCAGCCACAUACAGGAUUCCAUUGGUCCGAUGGCUAAGACAGUUGAAGAUGUAGCUCUGCUGUUGGAAGUGAUACAGGGUGAAGAUCCGAGAGAUAAUGCAACAGUUGGAGUGAGACGAGAAUCAUGCUAUACAAAGUAUCUCAAAGGAGUGAGUGGAUUCAAAGGUGUUCGUGUCGGUGUGCUACGUUACGAUGUGAUUACAAAUGCAACAAAUCCCGAACAGGUCAAGGUGUUUGAUGAAGCAGUUAAACUCAUACGUUCACAUGGUGCAUUGGUGAAAGAUCCAAUUCGACUUAAGAAUUCGGAUGAAUUAGAUCUUCCGGCUGAGUUAAUCGUGGCAGUCGGUCAGUUUAAAGAAAAUAUCGAAAAUUAUCUUCGGCAAUUAAAACACACAAAGAUCAGAACACUGCGAGAUAUAAUCAAUUUCAACAAUGACCACAAAAGUCUUGAAUUCAAUCAAUAUCUGUCUGAUCAAGAUAUCUUCUUGUUCGCUGAGAACACAAUUGUAACAAGUGAAGAUCUGGCAAAUUACGCUCGUCUCGCUCAAAGUCUUGAACAAACUUUGGAAAAACAUCAUUUGGAUAUUUUGAUCACACUGGCUGAAUUCGGUACAAGACCAUCAGCUAUAGCAGGAAGUCCGAUGAUCACUGUUCCCCUGGGUUAUUUGCAAGUUGGAGACGGUACAACUGACCUUCAACCAUUUGGCUUGGGUAUCAUGGGACGAAAAUGGAGUGAAGGCUUGCUGUUAAAGGUGGCUCAUGCAUUUGAACAGGCAACGCACGUGAGAGAUCGAGUACGACCAAAGUAUGCACCAAAAGACUCGUAUUAA
Messenger RNA from Didymodactylos carnosus, 1569 nucleotides. The record is from the annotation of a GenBank genome assembly. NCBI's taxonomy places the organism in Eukaryota, Metazoa, Rotifera, Eurotatoria, Philodinida, Philodinidae.